Messenger RNA from Phalaenopsis equestris, 1891 nucleotides. RefSeq names its product protein TOO MANY MOUTHS. Bases 328 to 1800 code for a protein of 490 amino acids. The transcript has a single exon. Gene Ontology annotation, molecular function: protein binding. NCBI's taxonomy places the organism in Eukaryota, Viridiplantae, Streptophyta, Magnoliopsida, Asparagales, Orchidaceae. The record is from RefSeq and is a predicted model, not a curated record.
CCUUCUCAGCCAUAUAAUAAAACAUCAUAAAAAAAAAAAACAAAAAGCCUCCGUCAUCAAAUCUCCUGGAUGAAAUAGUAAGGCGGCAUUCUCGUGAAAUCCAUUUAAAGCGUCCCCUUUGUUUACUUCAUUAAAACACCACUUCACAUCUCAUCCUCGUGACUGCAGUUAAUAUUCCCGCGGGUCCAUUCUCAGCUGAAUAUACUAAACAAGCACCUUUAAAACACACAAGCCACCCGAACCAAAGGGAAGUUCCAUCAUUCCAAAACAACACCCAACGGUCUUAUAAAUCCAUCCCCUCCGGACCGAUUUAACAAAUCACUCAAAAUGCAGAGCCUCCUUGUAAUCUUCUUCCUACUCCUCCUCCUUCAGCCAUCCUACUUAGAAUUUACGGUAGUGAUGCCGGAUUCGUCUAAUCUCGUUGACUCUCCCCAAACUGGUUUCUCGACUCGAGCUCGCACUGACCCCAAUGAACAACGCGCCGUCUAUGAGAUCAUGGCGGCCACCGGCAACACCUGGGCCUCAUCCAUCCCCGACGUUUGCCGCGGCCGAUGGCAUGGUAUCGAAUGCAUGCCAGACUCCGACGAUGUCUACCAUGUCGUCUCACUUUCAUUCGGCGCCCUUUCGGACGACACAGCCUUCCCCACUUGCGACGACGCCCCGCAAGGCGGAGCCACCCUCUCCUCCGCUGUCCUCCUCCUCCCACACCUCCGCAGCCUCUUCUUCUAUCGUUGCCUCGACGCCAACCCCCACCCGAUCCCUGCCUUUCUCGGCCGCCUUGGCCCCACACUCCGCUCUUUAGUCCUCCGCGAUAACGGCCAUGUGGGUCCCAUCCCGCCGGAGCUCGGCAACCUCACCUCGCUCCGCGUGCUCGAUCUACAUGGAAACCGACUUGAGGACUCAAUCCCUUCAUCUUUUUCCAGCUUGAUUAGUCUCCAGCUUCUGGAUUUAAGCAGUAAUCAGCUCAGUGGAGUCGUUCCAGAGCUCAAUUCUCCCUCUUUGAGCGUUCUGGAUCUGAAUCACAACCACCUCCAUUGCCGAAUCCCAUCUUCUCUUUCCAAGUGCGAAUCACUCCUCAAAAUCGACCUUAGCCAGAACCGCUUCAUCGGUUUGAUUCCAGAUUCGUUAAGAAGCCUUAAAAAUCUUAUUUUGCUGGAUCUCAGCCACAAUUCCCUCUCAGGCGGCCUCCCCUGUUCUACGAAAAACGGCUACGUUUCCUUACAAGCGCUGAUACUGAAAGGGAACCCCAUGACCUCUGCAACUAUUCCCGAAGACUGCUUCGCAGGAAUGAAGGAACUGAAUACGCUUAUACUUUCCGGAAUGGGAUUGGAAGGGCCGAUGCCGGAAUCCAUGAGCGAGUUGCGGAGCCUCCGAGUUCUUCACCUUGAGGGAAACAGCCUGAACGGUUCCAUUCCAGGAAACUUUAGGAGAUUGGAUAAGCUAAGUGAGUUGAGAUUAGAUGAUAAUAGGUUGGUUGGGAGGAUUCCGUUUGAAAGGGAGAUGAUGUGGAGGAUGGGGACGAAGCUCAGGGUAUCGAAUAACUCAGGGCUCUGCUUGGAAAUGGAAAAUGGAGGAGGCGAAGGAUUGGAAUCCAUGGCGGGGAUAACCUACUGCGACCCGGAGACGAUGAGGACUGUGGGGGAAGAAAAGGGAAGUGGAGCGGAGACGAAGCACCUUUCGGUUUGGAACGUCGGAGGCUGGAGACCUUUUGUUCUGAGAUCCGCGGCUGAAAAGCGCGCAAGAGAAAUUAUUCGAGAUUUGUUUUUUAUUGGUACUGUUCUUCGUAUUUUAGUGGUUUGAGAGAACUGAAUUGUGAAAAAGUAUUUUCUGGCGAAAUGCUGGUAAAGAGAAGAACUUUAUGUACAUUUUUUAACUGUAAACAUUCGCGCUC